AUGGCGGGGCCGGCUGGUGCUGCUAUCGCUGGGGGAAGAUGUUGGCGUUUGGUGAGCAGAUGUCUGCACACCACAGUCAGGUUUCUGAAGAAAACUGGAACCGAGCAGCUGUGGUUGGAGCGGCACUUGAAGGAUCCCUUUGUCAAGGCGUCGAAGCAGCAGCAUUACCGUUGCAGAAGUGCCUUCAAACUACUGGAGAUCGAUGACAAGCUUCAUAUUCUUCGGCCGGGACUUUCUGUUCUCGACUGUGGAGCAGCACCUGGUGCUUGGAGCCAGGUCGCUGUACAGAGGGUCAAUGCCUUGGGUACUGAUCCUGCUGUCCCCACUGGCUUCGUCCUCGGCGUCGACCUCCUGCAGAUUGCCCCUCUGGAAGGAGCAGUUUUCCUGUCGAAGACUGACAUUGCAGACCCCAGCAUGCUGGGGACAAUCCAGAGCCUGCUUCCCGCCGGGAAGGCGGACGUUAUCCUGAGCGACAUGGCACCUAACGCCACGGGAAUCAAGGAACUGGAUCACCAGAGGGUGAUCAGUCUGUGCUUGGGCCUCCUGAACCUGUCCCAAAGCAUUCUAAAGCCAAAGGGAACGAUGCUCUGUAAGUUCUGGGAUGGAUCUGAGGCCCGUCUUCUGCAAAACAGACUGAAGGAGCAGUUCCAGGACGUGAGAACUAUAAAGCCUCAGGCCAGUCGGAAGGAGUCUGCAGAAUCUUAUUACUUGGCAAGGCUGUACAAAGGGAAAUGAAAGUUGGGAACUGCAGAUUCUCAAACACUGAUUGGAAAUCUGAAUUUUGGUAGGUGUCUGAAGAAAAAUCCCACCGUGGAGACCCUGGGAAAACCUGCCACGAUUCUCACAAAGUCCAUCAUGCUUUUCGAAUAUCUGUGGAGGAAAUGGUUGGGAUUAGAGAGGAAUAAUCUGAAAGGAAACCUCUGGGAGUGGCGUAAUGGAAACAAAUAAAAUGGUGUUAUUGUGAGUUUU
Molecule: messenger RNA, 969 nt
Organism: Empidonax traillii (willow flycatcher)
Lineage: Eukaryota; Metazoa; Chordata; Aves; Passeriformes; Tyrannidae
Gene: MRM2
Product: mitochondrial rRNA methyltransferase 2
Exons: 3
Coding region: 1-735 (244 amino acids)
Biological process (GO): RNA methylation
Cellular component (GO): mitochondrion
Molecular function (GO): rRNA (uridine-2'-O-ribose)-methyltransferase activity
Source: RefSeq, a predicted model, not a curated record